Betta splendens (Siamese fighting fish) is the source of this 953-nucleotide messenger RNA. RefSeq lists its product as uncharacterized. The transcript is spliced from 3 exons. Gene Ontology annotation, biological process: response to bacterium. NCBI's taxonomy places the organism in Eukaryota, Metazoa, Chordata, Actinopteri, Anabantiformes, Osphronemidae. The record is from RefSeq and is a predicted model, not a curated record. The coding region runs from base 1 to 747 and encodes 248 amino acids.
AUGGUUCUUAUGCUGCUGAUGCUUAGUGUUGAACGAUGCACAAACGAUCAACUCUUUGAGACAAAAAACGUUUUUGUUGGAGAGGAAGUGGAACUGUUGUGUCCACGCGAGCGAGAGUCAACCCUGACGUUCCUGUACUGGUUCAGGCUGGUCUCUGGACGUUCUCCUGAUUUCAUUGGAGGAACAUUUUCCUUUGAUGAUGACGGUAUAAAAGAGAUUCCUCGCAUCACAGCAAAACAAGGGCCUGGAACUUACCUCCUUCACAUUAAAGAAACAGAUAUGAAUGAUACUGGAUUUUACUACUGUAUGAAAACACGCGGCAUUAACUUGACAUUUCUUAAAAGAAUUAUUCUGACUGUUACAGCUCCAGAACCUGAAAUAACUGAAGAGCAAACACCUGGUCCAGUCCCUCCUGAAGAUUCUGUGACCCUCCAGUGUUCCGUUCUCUCUGACUCUGACAGCGGAACGUGUCCACGUGCUCAAGGUGUUCAUUGGUUCAGACCUGGAUCAGACGGGUCUCAGGCCCGAUUCAUUUUUACUGAGGGGGACAGUGGUGGUGAAUGUGAGCGCAGACCUGAGAUCCAACCUCCACAGAAAUGUGUCUACAACUUCUCUAAGACCAUCAGCUCGUCUGACGCUGGGACUUAUCACUGCGCUGUGGCCACGUGUGGACAGAUACUUUAUGGAAAUGGAACAAAGCUGGACAUAGACGGUAACUGUCCCACACUCAUCCUCCUGCUGAUCUGAUGUGGAGGAUAAGUGUUUGUCUAACUUCAUUUCAUGUACAUUUCAUGCUUCAGUCGUCAACAGCUGUGACUCACACAGAGACAACACGGUUCUGUUUCUGCUGUGUGUCGCUUUGGCUACAAGUCUCAUUGUUAUAAUGGGCCUUGUUUGUGCUGUCAUCAAUACCUCUACACAUUGUUGCAAAGGUAAGAAACAUUGCUCAUGAA